CAAGUUUGCAUAAAUAAGUAGAAAAUAAUGAGCAACUAAGACAAUCCUACUGUAUAACUAUGUGACACACAGCUUUAAAAAAAAAAUUAGAAAAAUCAUCAAAUUAAGAGGUAAAAUACAGGCCCGAAUCUAUAUACUUGAAUUGGGGAAAAGGUGUUGAGUAUGUCUACAGAUCUGAAUAGUUGAUAAGGUUAAUCUAAAAAGUUAAACAUGACGACAUCAUCUCAAAAUUGGAAACUGAUAAAGGGACACACCAUUUAGGAAAUAAAAUAUCAUACAUAUUCACAGAUAAGUACUGAAAACUGAUUAACUCCUUGGAGAAAUGACAACUGUAGUGUUGAGAUAUACACAUCUAAAAGUCACUUUAAAAAUAUUCAACAUUCAUCACAAUAAUUACCACAAGACCCAAGUUGAAUAAAAUUCAAAUGUAUGGACACGCAUGAUGUCUUAAUUUAGCUAACAUCGAAAAAACUUGGACUUGAGAUCCAUACACGCAUAAUUUUCAGUAUUUUGAAUAUAGUGACCCUAAUUUUAACAUAGUAACCCUAAUUUUUAGAUAGUAAGAUUAGUAAACUUUAUUAAAAUUUGUGUGACCUUUAAUAUUAUAGUGAAUAUGAAGUACGACAAUAUGUUGAACAUAGUGACCUUUAUUAUUUAUAUUGAGAUUAUUGACCAGUAUAUAUAAAAAAUAAAUAAAUAAAUAAACCCCUCUUAUGACCUUUAUAAUAACACAUGACUUUUAUCUUAACAUAAUAACCUUUAUUUUAACAUAAUAAACUUUUUUUUAUUAAUAAAACAACCAUAGUGUCUCUAAUAUUAAUGGUUCACAAUUCAGGUCUAUUUAAGAGUUAAUAAGCUAACAUAUGUCAUUCAAGACUCACAUGAUCAAUCACCCCUCAAAAUAGGCAACAUUGCAUAUAUCUACAACAGAAGCCCCUCUACAGUAGAAAGUUGCCAGAGUGAGGGAUGGAUGCUGUCAGGCAAAAGGAAAAGCAAGAAGGCAUACAAUCCAAUCAAUAUCCAAAGUGUAUAACUGUUUUAAGGUCAUAUAUCAUUGCCACUUGCCAGCAACCAGUCUUUCUUUCUUUUUUUUUUUUUUUUUUUUUUUGGUUUUGACAGGCAACCAUUCUUAAUUCGAUAACAGUUCACCCCAUCUCUAUUUUAAAGGAAGAAAGAGAAAAAGAAGUAUCAUUUUGGGAAAAAUUAAAGAUUCAUUUAAUAUGAGAUUAAAUUAUAUGAAAGACGUCACAAUUUCAGUAUUCUAUACUACCAUUUUCCAUAAUAACAGGCUACCAAAACUGUGCAAUAAUGGAAGUACACACCUGAAAGAGAGGAGGGAAGUUAGGACUGUGGAGAUAAAGGUAAGGAUGGAUUGUGAAGGAUGUGAGAGAAAAGUGAAGAAGAGUGUAGAAGGCAUGAAAGGAGUUACCCAAGUGGAUGUGGAUCCCAAGUUACAUAAACUUACAGUUAUGGGCUAUGUUGAUCCAAAUAAGGUCUUGAAUCGGGUCAAGCAUCGAACUGGGAAAACAGCAGAGUUUUGGCCAUACGUACCAUACGAUGCUGUUGAACACUUAGUCCACCCAUAUGCACCUGGAGUUUAUGACAAAAAGGCCCCACCUGGUUAUGUGCGGAACCCUGAGCUUAGAGACCCCGAAGUUGUUGUUAUGGCGCUUGAGAGCCCUACUGAGGUCAAGUAUACAACUGCUUUUAGUGAUGAGAAUCCUAAUGCUUGUGCGAUUAUGUGA
Messenger RNA from Chenopodium quinoa (quinoa), 1745 nucleotides. Its product is annotated as heavy metal-associated isoprenylated plant protein 26-like. The transcript is spliced from 3 exons. Lineage: Eukaryota; Viridiplantae; Streptophyta; Magnoliopsida; Caryophyllales; Amaranthaceae. The record is from RefSeq and is a predicted model, not a curated record. The coding region runs from base 1221 to 1745 and encodes 174 amino acids. Gene Ontology annotation, molecular function: metal ion binding.